GUGGGGUGGCGUGUAUCCGGCUUGGGCGCAGGACGGCCGCUCUCUCGUCCGUCCUACGUCUAGCACUCGACCCCCUUUUCGGAUUUGGGGCAAAAACAACGCCGAGCCGGAGGGAGUGGUGCGUGCCCGUGGUUUGUCAGGCUGUGCUCAUGGUGAUUUCAGCUGCGGCGGCGCCGGCACUCGAAUCCGGAACGACGUCGGCGGCCAAUGAUCCGGCGGCGCGCUUGGGGGCAUCCGUUUCGGCCUAUGGCGGCGCCGCGGCGGCAGGGUCGGGAGUUGGCUCGCCGGAUUCGGUGGUGCGGCCGGUCUCUCCUGAUAUGCGCCCGUCGGAGGAGGGGGUGGCACAGCAGGCGGCGGAGAGGGCUUUGUCUGAUAUCGAGUUCUCCGGGGGGUCCUGCACAACCUUCAGCUCUGGCGGCGGUGAUGUGGCGGCCGGAAGCGCCGACGGCGCUCCUCCGCCCGUCGUCUCGCGCUGCUCGAUUCAGUCUGUACAACACAGUGACAAAGCUUCCGUAAACACCACCAUCCGCGUUGGCUGGAAGCGCAGGCCAAGAGGCCCGCAAGGACCAGCCGAGCGGGCGGUAGUGGUUGAUCGUGUGCCAGCACUUGAAUCUGCCAUACGAGGAUUCACUGACAGGAGGACUGAGGUGGUAGUGAACCCGGUGCUUGGCACAAUAUUCGAUUCUCUGCCAGAGGCGUAUGAAUUCUACAAUUUAUAUUCGUGGGAAGUUGGCUUUGGGAUUCUCUACGGCAAGAGCAGGCAGAAUGUUAAUGGGACCAAAUGUAUGCAGGAGAUCGUGUGCGGCUGUGCUGGCAAGCCAGAGAGGGAGAACAGCUCGUCGAUGAGAAGCAACUGUGCCACCAUGCUGCGUCUGCACCGGACAGAUGAUGGUGGAUGGUAUGUAUUGGAGAUUCGUGCUUCCCACAACCAUGAGCUGCUUCGGACUUGUGCAGAGAAGCUACACUGGCCAUCACACCAGCGCAUUGACACAUACACGAGGGACCUUGUAAAGCAGUUGCGGCAGAACAAUGUUAAUCUGGGGAAGGUGUACAGCAUCAUUGGCAGUCUGUUUGGCCGGAUGGAGAAUGUACCGUUCACGAAGAGGUGCCUUCGAACUUUCUGUGGGAAGUUGAGUAGGGAGCAGGCGGACGAUGAUGUGCGCAAGACUAUGGAUGCAUUCUCCGAGCUGGGAUCUAAUGACCUAGAGUUUUCGUAUGUGGUUGAGGUUGAUAAAGAAAGCAAGAUAAAAACACUGUUGUGGACUAAUGGGAGAAGCAAGAUGCAAUACCACAAUUUCGGGGAUGUCAUAACAUUUGACACAACUUACAAGACAAACCUAUAUGACAUGCCUUUCGGAUUGUUCGUGGGGGUGAACAACCACUUCCAGAGUAUCAUCAUGGGGGGGGGGGGGGUCAUGAUGAGGGAGGAAACAAUCGAGAGUUUUAAUUGGGUAUUCACCGAGUUCAUUAGGCUAAUGGGUGACAAACCUCCAAAAACAAUACUAACAGAUCAGGCCCGUGCUAUGGAGGUUGCUAUACAACAAAGGAUGCCAGAUACAACACACCGCUGGUGUAAGUGGCAUGUGCUUCGGAAGGCGAUGGAGCACCUCGGUCCGCAUUACACAAAACGGAGUGACUUUAGGGCCGCUUUGCACAAGGUGGUUAAUGAAAUGCUGACCAUUGACGAGUUCGAAGCAGCUUGGGCUGACCUGCUUGACAGAUACAAGCUGCACAACAACACUUUUCUGAUCCAAAUAUUCGAGGUUAGGCACAAGUGGGCAAAACCCUAUUUUAGUGGCAAGUUCUGUGCGAAGCAAACUAGUACGCAACGGAGCGAAAGUGCAAACCAUUUGUUGAAGGGCUACAUCCCCCCCGCUUGCCCAAUGAACCUUUUUGUGAAACAAUACAGUAAGCUGCAGUUUGACCAGGAAGCUGAAGAAGGGUUCCAAGAGAAGAGGACCAGGCUGGGCGGUGUGGUUCUCCGAUACAAUUUCCCUCUGGAGGAGCAUGCGAGCCAGGUGUACACCCGGACUAUGUUCGAGAUGUUUGGUCAGGCUUUGUACCGCGUGGGAAGAUAUGAUGUCGAGGAAGUCCAAAGGGGCAGAAAGUACAACAUGCGGCAUGUGGAAGCUGAGAAGCGAGAAAAGUGGUGCCGCGAGAUGCAUGCAGUCGAUGUCCAUGAUGGCGGCGCUCGUUACUCGUGCGAAUGCGGCUUGUUUGAGCACAUGGGGAUGCUUUGUUGCCAUGCUAUCAAGGUUCUUAUUCAUUUGGGAGUGCGGAAGAUACCGAGUUUCCAUGUAAUGAAGAGGUGGACAGUAGAUGCCCGCGACAACUUGCCGCUGCACCUCAUCCAUUACCAGAAAGAUCAAGGGCCACCGCGGCUGUCAUCCUACCGGCAUACGGCACUACACCUGACAGCGCUAGACGAUCAAAGAUGGCAAAAGUUUGGUCGACCAAACUCAAGUUGGGGAUUCAGCCAAUCCAACCAUGCCACUAUGGCAAACGGCUCGCAACAAGAAGAUGUGUGUUCUGAGAUGAUCAUCUCCACUGAAUGUGGCCUUGGCUCUGUGUCUGUGGGAGCUGCAUCAUCGACGGGCCCAUUAUCCACAUUAUUGGUGCCCGAUAGGAAGAAACAUAAGGGUAGGCCGACAACGGCGAGGGACAAGCCUGGAUAUGAGGUAAAAGACGCGAGAUCAAGAUUUUGCACAAUUUGUAGGGAGAAGGGGCACAAGAGCACAACGUGCCCCCGUAGGGGUGACCUUCCGAAGAAACCUCGCAAAAUCCCUACAUGUGGCAAUUGUGGUGUGGUCGGGCACAAGAAAACAAGCUGUUUCAACCCGGUGUUGCCGUUUGUGAAGAGGCCUCGCGACGGACCAGUCGAGUGAUGUUCAGUUUCAUUUUUCUGAUGCGUAGAAGUUGUUGAAUCAGUCCAGAUGUAAGUUAGUAUAUUUAUUUGGACUUGUGAGUUGUAAUUCUAAUAAACCUGGAGCCUGACUGUGGGCUACUGUACUUUGCUUGCUGCUUUUUGAGAUACUAUUUUCAGCCGUUCUGGUUUAGUUUCCUUUGGGCCGGCUGCACA
Molecule: messenger RNA, 3079 nt
Organism: Triticum aestivum (bread wheat)
Lineage: Eukaryota; Viridiplantae; Streptophyta; Magnoliopsida; Poales; Poaceae
Product: protein FAR1-RELATED SEQUENCE 5
Exons: 8
Coding region: 150-2885 (911 amino acids)
Molecular function (GO): zinc ion binding; nucleic acid binding
Source: RefSeq, a predicted model, not a curated record